AUGGCACAAUUAAUUCGAGAAGAAGAAAACUUCCAAUUACUUAGAUUGGAACGUUUAAACAUGUAUGAUAUUAUGUUUGGUCAAGAACGGCCUGCUUCAUCACAAUUCAUAGCUAGAUUUCGAGCAGAACAAGAAUAUGAUAGAAAACUGGUGACAAAUGAAAUGGAAAAUGAAAAACAUCGAUGCGUUGUUUUUUUAUUUGCUUGUUCGAGUGAAGCUCUAACGAAAAGAUUACGUUCUAAAACAUUUCAUGCAAUUCUACGUCAAGAAAUUGCUUAUUUUGACGAUCCAAAUAAUAAUACAGGAGCAUUAUGUACACGUUUAGCAACUGAAGCAUCUGCUGUACAAGGUGCGACUGGUAUUCGUAUUGGACUAAUGUUAAAAAAUUUCGCUUCAAUCGGUGUUGGUAUUAUACUUGCUUUUAUGUUUUCUUGGCAAUUGACAUUGCUUAUUCUUGGUUUUAUUCCAUUUUUGGUUGUUGGAAGUUUUUUAGAAAGAUAUUUAGCAACUGGCUUUGCCAGUAAAGAUAAAAAAUUAUUUGAAGAUGUUGGAAAAGUACAAAAAUCAUCUAUAAAACGAGCAUAUGUCUUUGGCUUAUCCUUUGCAUUAGCAAAUUCAGUUCUAUACUUUAUGUUGGCAGCAUUAUUUAGAUUAGGUGCUUAUUUAUUGAUUAAAAAUACAGUCUCAUUUAAAGAUAUUUUAUCAUGUCUUGGUUGUAUUUUAUUUGGUGCGCAAAGUGUUGGACACACAGUUUCAACAUCUCCGGAUUACACCAAGGCUGUUAAUGCUGCUGAAAAAAUUUUUGAAUUUUUGAAUCGAAAACCAAUUAUGGAUAAUAGUUCACGUGAUGGGGAUGAAAUACCUAAUUUUAAUGGACAGUUAGAAUUUACUGGUGUCGAUUUCAUCUAUCCAAACAGACCGGAAUCAAUCAUUUUGAGAAAUUUCAAACUCAAAAUUCAAGCUGGUCAACAAGUUGCACUCGUUGGUACAUCUGGUUCUGGAAAGUCAACAGUAAUUCAGUUAAUUGAACGUUUCUACGACGUAAAUAUUGGUCAAUUGUUAAUUGAUUCCAAAGAUAUUCGAAAUCUUAACCUACAAUGGUAUCGAUCACAAAUUGGUAUUGUUUCACAAGAACCUGUUUUAUUUGAUAUGUCAAUAAGAGAAAAUAUUGCUUACGGUAACAAUAGUCGAAAUGAUAUUCCCAUGGAAGAAAUCAUUGAAGCAGCUAAAAAUGCUAAUAUACAUGAUUUUAUUCAAAAACUUCCACAAGGAUAUGAAACAAAUUGUGGUACAAAAGGAACUCAAUUAUCGGGUGGAGAAAAACAACGAAUUGCAAUUGCUCGAGCAUUAAUUCGAAAUCCAAAGAUAUUAUUGUUUGAUGAAGCAACAAGUGCAUUGGAUAGUGAAAAUGAAAAGAUAGUUCAACAAGCAUUAGAUCAUGCUAAAAAAAAUCGAACAUCAAUUACAAUAGCACAUCGUUUAUCAACAAUUCAAAAUGCGGAUAUGAUUUGUGUUUUACAUAAUGGAGACAUAGUUGAAAGUGGAACUCAUCAAGAAUUACUUGCUCUUCAUUGUCAUUAUUAUCAAUUAGCACUUGGAAAACUUAGAUAA
Molecule: messenger RNA, 1611 nt
Organism: Rotaria sordida
Lineage: Eukaryota; Metazoa; Rotifera; Eurotatoria; Philodinida; Philodinidae
Source: the annotation of a GenBank genome assembly